ACACAAAACGAAUGUGCAACAGCAUCUGAUGCACAUCACACAAAUCUCAGCUCAUUCAUAAAGCGCGAUUUAAUAGUAAUAUAAACCGUAAUAUUUAAAUAUUUGUUUUAGUUACUGUGAUUUGGCACACAAGACACACCCCUUUCCAAAGUGUAUAUUUAUAGAGGUUAAUAGAUAAUGCAAGUCUUUUGGAAUGAGAUUAAAGGGCUGUUAGUGUGAUAAACGGGAGACUGGCAUUGGCAAGGUGUCAUGUUGAAGUUACGUAAAAGAAUAAACAUGCAGACUAUUCUGGAAAGAGCAAUGGGAUAUUUAUUACCCAGCACUCAUGUUUGUGGCUUAGGCUCAUUCAGAAACGGCUAAUCUGUUUCAUCUUUAGUCUUUAUACUUUUUCAAGUUGAAAAGUCAAUUUUUAUCAGUUUGCACAGUUGCAUUCUUUUGUGAGCGGUUUACCUGGAAAAUGAGUUACUAUGAAGCAUAUGCUUUGAAAAACAGUCGAGAGCGCAGUCGGUGUCUUGCUUGCCUCACCUAAAGAAAUAACAGGAAAUGAGAUAUUUCUCAAUCGCAUACUCGACAACAAGCAUGUCGGGUAACAACAACCUGAACAAUAAGAGUUCUUGUGUUUUAUGUGAGGAUGCAGUUGAGUUUACUGCAGUAUCAAAAAGAGCACAACCCACAAGGUUGUGUCAUAUUUCUCUCAUGAUUACUGCUCCCUCCCUCUGGUCAGCGGGGAGUUUACAGGUCCAGAAGAAUGUGGUUAUUCAUCAGAGCAGUUUGAUGGGGUAAACAUGGGUCUAGUGCGUAAUGAAUAGACGAUGAUGCUGCAAAAAGGCAAUCUUGAUCCUUUGAUAGGAAGCAAACCAGAGACUGCUCAUGCAUGAACUGAUAGCACAUCAUCAAGGGCUUCUGUUAUUCUCCACGGAUCAGCUGAGGGUCAAGUCAUCCUGCCUCAUUCAUGUGCUAACGUUUAUAUGUCUAUAUGUGUCUGGUUUUAAAGUAGACAGACAUCGGUUCGGUGUAUGUUUUUGUAGAGCAGGUGGAAUAGGUUUAAGUUAAAGGGUCAGCUUGUGAGAUAACAGCUGUGACUCAAUUUUUUCCCCUUUGACAUUGACAAAGACCAUCCCUCCCAAGCUCUCCAUGCAUCCAUUAGCUGUGCCAGAUGCUGGCUUGUUUGAUGCAUGGUUGUGAAAGUUUGCUGGGGUCUGUAUAUUUAACUGAGGAAACAAGUCUUUAUAUGAAGAGUUUAGAUGCAAAACCAGCUAAGGCAUCAUUUCUUGUUAAUCAUUUUUUUUUUCGACUCAUAAUGGAUUCUGCCUAAAAAACUGUAGUUGGCCUGUAGUCGGGAUUAAUGGAACGUGACAACACCAAACAUACCAUCAACAAUGUCGGAUGUUGCAUUAUUAUUAUUAAUGGUCAGUGGCUUUGCUUAUCUACAUAAGCAUCCAAACAUGGCAAAUCCUAAAGGUAUGUGCUGCGUGACGUAAUGUAUAUAAACAAAUGCUGCCACCGAGAAUAACGUUACGUUACAGCCAAACAUUUUUUCUUUUACACAGAACAACGUUAGCCUAGCAUGUAGCUUCCCCCCUAGUAUCUUGUCACAGUAACAUUUUGGCACUAUGGCCAUGUUUGAUUAGGUUUUUCUUUAAUAAAAACAUUACUCUGACAGUUUUUCUUAAUUUUUGUGUUUGUAUAUUGAAUAUAAUUCCAUCCUUAGCUAUGAUACGGUACAGACUGCCUUUGCGAAUUGUAAGACAGGCUGUCUGUAGUGCUUUGGCAUCCGUGCCUAAAUUAAUGGUUUGAGACAUUUGCCAACCACAUGCUUCGGCCUUUUUUCCCCUUUUGAUGCCAUGUUGCUGUGGAGCCGACAGUUCGGCUAAGCCUCAAGAUUGCAACAAAUGCUUUAAGCGUAUUUGUCAGCAUUCGUUGGAUCAGUGCUUCUUGCUUAGUGAAAGCAUAGUUUUUUGUUUACGAAAAAGCAAAGCAAUUAACUUGCAUCCCGUUAAUGAGAUGAGCGGACCAUACAGAGCAUGCUGCUGUGGUUUUCUAACAGACGUUUCCUGUACACGGACGUCCAAUCGCUAGCAUAUAGCGGUUUAACAUCACAAUAAGGCUGUGCACCUGUAAAAAAAAGACAGAACAUCAUCCUACGCACAUGCACAAAGCGCACACCUCCGUCUAGCUUCUCUGAUUCACAAACCUGCCUUGUUUCUAACGUAUUACAUCAAACAUAGAUCAACUACACUGCUGUCGAAUUGAAUAGACGAACAGUGAAUGAACUUGAGGAAUUUAGGAGUACUUAAACCGCAUUGCUGUGGAUGCAGAAAGUUUUAUAUAUAAAUAACUAUAUAUAACUGACAAAAAGGGAAGACGUAUAUAGCAUAAUUCAUAAUUCACUUCCCGCAGCUGCUUUCACUGCUUAAAUUCUGCCUAAAUGUAUACAAAAGUGCAUUUUUAUUGUCAGACAUGCAAUGUGCAUGAACGGUUAACUAUCAGCUGGAGUUAUCGGCCUGUCAUUCUAUGUCAGGUUGUCAUGUUACACUCGUAUCCUGCCCAGUGCUGUGUGUUUGCCUCGCUGCACAUGGGAGACUCGAAGCAGUUUGGUGUGUGUGGCCAUGGGCAGUGUCUGUUUGCUCUCUGUGUUGACAUAGGGAUGGAGAAGUAAGCACCCCCCUCCUGCCCCAGGAGAGAUGGAGGUUAGAAUGAGAGCGAGGGAGCGGCAGGUGGCAGAGAAUCGGUCUCAGGCCUUGUGGAUGCACUUAGAUGUGUGCAAUGAGUGCUGUGGCUGACAUGCCUCAGUGUUUUGGAUUGCUGUGCUCUGGACUCAGUAGGACAAGAGACUCCCAGCACAGAACGUCAUGAGCAUAGUCUUCCCAGUAGGGGUGGACACGGCCAACACCUCGUACCUGGACAUGGCUGCAGGCUCAGAACCAGAAUCUGUGGAGGCCAGCUCCGUUGUAGUGGAGAAGUCCAGCUACCCUCACCAGAUUUACAGCAGUGGCUCGCACCACUCCCACGGCUACAUCGGUCUGCCUUACGCCGACCAUAACUAUGGGGCGCGACCCCCGCCCACCCCGCCCGCGUCCCCCCCUCCCUCUGUGCUAAUACGGCCGGGCGAGAGUUUGUUUGUGUCUGGGGGCCGGGCGAGCGAGGGCCUGUUUGUGCCGGGCGGGCAGGACGAGGCGUCGCGCGGCACCACGCUCAGCACCUCGGAGGACGGCAGCUACGGUGCUGACAUCACACGCUGCAUCUGCGGCUUCACCCAUGACGAUGGCUACAUGAUCUGCUGCGAUAAGUGCAGUGUUUGGCAGCAUAUUGACUGCAUGGGGAUCGACCGGCAAAACAUUCCCGAGACGUACCUGUGUGAACGCUGUCAGCCCCGCACGCUGGACAGAGAGCACGCCAUCCUACUACAAACCAGGAAGAGAGAGAACAUGUCUGAUGGGGACACCAGUGCUACGGAAAGUGGAGAUGAGGUUCCACUAGAGCUGUACACAGCCUUUCAGCACACCCCUACCAGCAUCACACUCACCACAGCUCGUCUCGGCAACAAACAGACAGAAAAAAAGCGAAAGAAGAGCGGAGAGAAGGAACCCACGGCUCCACCCAGGGCAAAGAAGGCAUUCCGUGAAGGCUCUAGAAAAUCAUCUAGAGUGAAGGGCUCCGCUCCUGAGUGUGAGCCAACAGAUCCUCCCUCUCUUUGGGAGAAUAAGAUGAAGUCAUGGAUGGAGCGCUACGAAGAGGCCAGCAGUAACCAGUACAGUGAAGAAGUGCGGAUACUGCUUCGAGUCAAAGAGGCCAGAGAUGGCAAGACGCUGGCCUACAACACGCACACCGCAGCCUUUAAACCACCUGUAGAGAGUCACAUACAAAAAAACAAACGCAUUUUAAAGGCUGUGCGGGAUUUGGCUGCUGACUCGCUCAUAAUCGAAUACCGGGGGAAAGUCAUGCUGCGACAGCAGUUUGAGGCCAAUGGUUACUUUUUUAAGAGGCCGUACCCCUUCGUAUUGUUCUACUCUAAGUUUGACGGUUUGGAAAUGUGCGUGGACGCUCGGAGCUUUGGGAACGAGGCCCGAUUCAUCCGUCGCUCAUGUACGCCCAACGCUGAGGUGCGGCACGUGAUCGAGGACGGCAUGCUGCAUUUAUACAUUUACUCUCUGAGGUCCAUUCUCAAGGGCAGCGAGAUCACCAUCGGCUUUGAUUAUGACUACGGCAGCUGUAAAUAUAAGGUGGACUGUGCUUGUUUGAAAGGCAAUCUGGAAUGCCCUGUGCUAAAGCAGAAUUUAGAGCCUACAGAAAAUUUGGGUUCUAGCACACGACGCCGAGGCCGCAAGGACAGAGAACCGUCACGGGACGAGACCGGACAGAACCAGAACCUCAUAAUGGACUGUGACGGCUCCAAGGCCAAAUCGCUCAAUGACGGCAAACAGAGAAAACUCUCUCCUCUACGCCUCUCUAUCUCUAACAAUCAGGAUCCUGAGUUAAUAGAGGAUCUAGAAGAGAAAAACUCCAUUAGCAAUGAAGUAGAGAUGGAGUCAGAGGAGCAGAUUGCAGAGAGGAAAAGGAAGAUGACGCGUGAAGAAAGGAAAAUGGAGGCCAUUCUGCAGGCGUUUGCUCGGAUGGAGAAGAGAGAGAAACGACGAGAGCAGGCGUUAGAGAGAAUCGGCACUAAGGGGGAGAUCGGUGGGCGCAGCGAUAUAAAGGAAGAGCCACCGCCCACACCAGAGGCUGAAUGUCCUGCUAUAAUACAGCCCAUGAUUGAGAUUGUGAAGGAGGAGCCCUGUCUAAAGCCAGGCAAAGUGAGCCGUACCAAGCAGAGAAAAAGCUUCUCUCGGAAUCGCACUCAUAUCGGACAGCAGAGGCGGCGAUCCCGCACAGUCAGUUCCUGCUCCGAAUUGCCACCUAAUUCCCCUGGUGACGGUUUAGAGUCUCAUGACUCGGCAGAGACUCAUGACGGAGAGAUGCCCUUAGCUCCUGAGAUUGACGUGCCUCCAUCACACGCUCCUGAUGCCAGCCCGCCUCACAGCAGCUCGCCUGCCCCAGCGUCCCGUGGUGGGCAGAAGUACCCCAAAACUAAAAAGCACUUAGUGAGCGAAUGGAUGGGUGUCGAGAAACCAGAGCGGGGAGCUUCACGGACGCCAGAGCUGCCACCUGAGAGGCCGCUGAGGAUAAGCAGCGACCCCGAGGUCUUGGCUACGCAAUUAAACUCUCUUCCAGGCAUGGCCUGCAGCUCACACGUCUACAGCACACCCAAACACUACGUCCGUUUCUCAUCUCCGUUUUUGGCCAGCCGCAGCCCUACCACUCCUGGGGUGCCCACGAGCCGGAGGCGCUCGCGAGAACUGCCCGAAACACCACCUACAACUGGCUCUUGCAAGAAGCGCUGGCUAAAGCAAGCUUUAGAAGAGGAGGGCUCUACCAGCCCAGGAGGAGGACGCCUUUCUCUGUUGAUGCCCAGUGAAAGCCCUCUCAGUCCCUCCAUCAAUGGAGAGUCUUGCAGCCCUCUACCCCUUAACGGCAGUUGCUCGCUACCAGAGUUGCCUACCCCGUUGAAGAAACGGCGCUUAUGUUCAGUUGAUCCAUACAUGUCGGAGACCUCCACCCCAUAUGGAUCUCCAUGUGCCACCCCAACGCGAACAGAUUCAACAGACACGCCAGGCACGCCCCUGUUGCUAGCCACACCUCCUCGACCGCGCCCAGAAGACCUGAGUACUGAAUCCUUGGCUUCAUUACAGGUUCCCAGCCACCCUCCACAACAGGAGAGCGAGUCAUCUAUGGACAGCUCUCCAGAUGGUAGCCGGAGGCCGAGCACACAAGACUUGGACCGGCCACCUUCGCUUUUGGCAUCUCCCUGUGCGAGGACAGUCGUCCCUGAUACUGCACCACAGGAAUCUAUAAAACCUGCCGGGUCCCAGAGUCCUCAGCCCUCACUCACUGAGCCCCAGGAUAUAGCCGGUGAUGAUGGCAUGGAGGUCGAAGGUAGUGGCUCAGAAGCUGCCUCGACAUCGGAUACACCCGUGUCCGCUUAUCCCCCCUGGAUGAAGAGUCCAGACCGAGGUGGUCUCUCUUUUUCCUCAGUGAACUCUAAUUUGAGAGACCUCACGCCCUCUCACACUUUGGAAUUAGGAGCGUACCGGCCAGAUUCGACCUCUGCUAGCCCCUUCAGUGACACGGCGCCCUUUUAUUCCUGUGGCGAGGAGAGCGGUGGCAUAACCUUUACCCGCUCAUUAAGUGGAGAUGGCACUGGGGACGGAAGUGCAGCAAAAAAUCCAUCACAGAAGAAAAAGGUCUCUCUCCUGGAGUACCGAAAACGGCAGCGUGAAGCACGACGAAGUGGUUCGAAGGGAGAGUGCAGCUCUCCUCUUUCCACAGCACCUCCUGUUGACAUAUUUCCUGUUUCUGUGGAAAUAGCUAUUGAGCCACCUGCAUUUGCAGCAACUCUGACCCCGAGGACUCCUCAACCAAUUGAAGAGCCGGAUGCCCAACCUCAGGGGGAGGGAGAGGGCCAGUGGACAUCUUCCACAUCAGUAGAACAGGCGAGGGAGCGAGGCUACCAUAGGGCCCUGUUGUUGAGCGACCACCGAAAGGACACGGACGGAGAGGGAGAAGGGGAUGCGCAGAUGAAGGAAUGUCUUUCACCCAAGAGUUGCAAAAGUCCCUCGACAAAUGCACCCUGUUCUCCAGCACCCCAGAUUGUGUCUCGCCCAUCCAAGGAUGAGGAGAGUGAAACGCAACCUCACGGUCCUUCUCAACCCCAGGCACUGUCCGUCCAGCAGUCCAGCACCACCAAGACUUCAAGCUCCAAACCACCGGCCUCUCUGACGCCCAGCAAGAUGGCAUCCCAGAGUCACUAUCCUGGAUCUUCGCUCAUGCACUCUCCCAAAGCGCAACCCCAAGGAUCACCUUACCGUGGCCAGCGAACCUUUUUGACAACUCCGUCGCAAAACCAGCCUCAGCCGCAGGCUACUUCUGUCCCGGCCCCUUUCCCUCAGUAUAACCCUCAAAAUGCCCCACCUCCACCACCACCUCCACCCCCAGCACCUCCUUCUUCUGCUCCCUACUUUCCUACUCAGCCAGCUGCAGCUGCUGCACCUUUUCCUGCGUUCAAGCCAACGGUUGCGUCGCCCUUUCCACCUGGCUCGCAGCCUCUCCUGCAGCCCCAUCAUGCAUUGCACUACCAGAGCAGUGCUGCCCCUCCCCCACCACCUCCUCCUCCCCCUCCCCAUCCACAGUCUGGCCCUACCUUGCUGCAUGUCAAUCUGCAACCUCCUCAAAUGCAGCAGCAUCAACUGCUGCUGAGCUCUGCCCUGCCCCCACCACCACCUCCACCACCUCAGACCCAAACUUCCCAACAACCCCAGCCUACUAGUGGCACACUGCUUGUCAAACAAGGACCACACCCAUCGACCUUACCACCUUCCGGUAAUGCACCACACCCGUUUCAGAACAUUAGUGGCUUUCAGACCACCCUACUUCACCAGUCGGCACCAACCAAUCCCUCUGUAACUCCUUCCACUUAUCAACAAACUGUAUUACCCCCUCCUCCUCCUCCACCACUCCAGCAAACUCCUCCCACGCAGGCGCCGGCCAAUGCGAAUGUCUCGCAGAUUGCCUCUGGCAAUCGAGGACCCGCCCCUUCGUCUGCCCCCUUUCACAGUACUGGCUACUUGGGCACAGGAUGGCACUGACCUCACCUUAUCAAACUCCACCCCCAGACGAACUCUUCCAGAGAUGGGGUGGAGCCACACCGUGUAACAUAGGCAACACAGCACCACUGUAAAUAUUUUCUAUGUACCUUUUCACAAUGGCUAACAGAAAACGGUGGGAAAAAGGGUACAUUUUAAAAAGAAAAAUGGAGAACUGUUAAAACAAGACUGUGUAAAAGAUGAUGGUUAAUGAACCCUGGUGCUCAUCACUUACCCCCAAAUACCCUCAAAUCUCUCCUUCUACUGCCAUCCUGUCUUUUUCAGAUAACUUCAUUUACUUUUAAUGUUUUUAUUCAUUUUAAAUCCCCUUUCCUAUCUCUUCCUGUCAGAUCCCUCAUCUAUCCUCCCACUGCAUUGCAAUGCAAUGGGACAUUCCAGUCUUCUCCUCACCUUUCCCUUCCUUUCCUGUUCUGUCACAGUUUUUUCGUUCAACAGUUAUUUGUUUUAUCUAGUGGCUCAUUAUAUAGCAAAAACGUUUUGUAUAGAGAAAAAAUACAGAAUUAUUAUUUUUUUUAUUCCUUCAUGUAACAAAAUAUCUGUGCACCGCUGCAGAAAUACAGAGAAGACCUUUCCGAUAGGCCGCUUCACUGCCCCAGGAGACUGCACUUGCGUGAAUGAGCAAGGUUGUGUGUACGAAUGUCUGUAUCAGAGCGGAGGGAAUGUUUGUGCGUGUAUGCUUGUGGAGUCUGUGUCCGCGCGCAUAGUUGAACCAUGCAAGAAGCGGAAGGUAAAUACGCCGCAGACAGAUGCGUGCUGUUCUCUGAGGCAGCUUUAAAAGAGAGAGGUCCUUCCUGUAGGGGGUAAGCGGUUUAUUUUUGAAUAUCAAUGGUUAUUUGUAGAAAGUGUAAUUUAAUGUACAUGUGGUUACUCCACCUUUCUCCAGAAACAGUUGUACAUAUUGGCUUCUUUUCUUUUCUAUGCUUGUAUAAUCGCUCCCAUCCCCAUUUUGGAAUAUGGUUGUAAAUACAUGCGCUCUUGGCAAAAAGCUGAAUGUUUCUGUGACAGUAGCACUAUUUUUAUUUCUUCCUCUCUGGUUUAAUUUUUUUUUUACUGUUUGUGUGUGAGUGUAUGUGUGUGUGAAGGACAGAGGUUCACAGACACAGCACUGGUUGGCUAUUUUCAUGGUUCAUUAUAAUAAAUCACUGUAAUGACAGUUUUAUACCAA
Molecule: messenger RNA, 8865 nt
Organism: Paramisgurnus dabryanus
Lineage: Eukaryota; Metazoa; Chordata; Actinopteri; Cypriniformes; Cobitidae
Gene: kmt2e
Product: lysine (K)-specific methyltransferase 2E
Biological process (GO): regulation of DNA-templated transcription
Cellular component (GO): Set3 complex; Rpd3L-Expanded complex
Source: RefSeq, a predicted model, not a curated record